Ceraceosorus bombacis is the source of this 2094-nucleotide messenger RNA. The record is from the annotation of a GenBank genome assembly. NCBI's taxonomy places the organism in Eukaryota, Fungi, Basidiomycota, Exobasidiomycetes, Ceraceosorales, Ceraceosoraceae.
AUGUCCGGUCUGCUGGCUUCACGAAGCGCAGGAGGUGCGCCUCUAUGCACCUCCACCUCCCCCUACGCUCCCUCAGCUCUAGCAUGGCUUUCCAAAGAUCCCGACCAGCGCACACGAGAUCAACUCGAGUCUCUCCUCGCGCGUGAAGAUGCAGAUUCACACGCUGAGCUCCAAGUGGCUUUCAAAGAAAGGCUGGCCUUCGGAACGGCAGGUCUGAGAGGUAUCGUGGGACCUGGACCUGGUAGGAUGAACCUGCUCGUCGUUCAAGAGACCACUUUGGGUCUUGCGAAGUUCGUCAAGGAAGAGUAUGGAGAGGAUGCAGGGAGAAAUCAAGGAGUCGUCGUGGCUUAUGACGGACGAUUGGAUUCGGAAUCUUUUGCAGCUUCGGCCGCUUGCGUCUUGGCUGCUCAAGGUAUCACCGUUCACCUCUUCAAGCAGAAAGCUCCAACGCCGCUUUGUGGUUUCGCCGUUCGGAAGCUGGACGCGAGAGCAGGCAUCGUCAUUACCGCUUCACACAAUCCACCAGAGUAUAAUGGUUACAAGGUUUACAGAGCUGGUGGCACGCAGAUCAACACGCCCAUAGAUGAUCAGAUUGCCAGGCACAUCGACGAGGUGGCCAAAGAGACUAGGCCUCCCCUCUCCAUAGACUUGUUGCAGGCUGUACAGAAAGGCUUGAUUCGCUGGCUAGAGCCGAGCAUCUUUGAUGAGUACGCGCAGGCCAUCUUGGACCGCACGUCGGCACCUUUAUCACAGGCAUCUCUCCAACCAAAGGACUUUAAAGUAGCAUACACGCCCCUCCACGGCGUGGGUGCUCCUGUGGGCGAAGAGCUGUUGAAGAGGCGUGGGUACGCCUUCUUCACUGUGCCAGAGCAGCGCGAGCCGGAUGGACACUUUCCCACUGUCAAGUUCCCAAGUGAGUGGUCCAUGGCACAAGAACACGCGUCUGACUUCGCUGACGCGUCACCUCGCUCUGGCCGCAGACCCAGAGGAAUUGGGAGCGAUGGACAAAGUAAUUGCGCUCGCCAACGAGCAAGGAUGCGAGAUUGCCAUCGCCAACGACCCGGAUGCGGACAGAUUGAGCGUUUGCGCUCGCAACAAAUCUGGUUCGAUGCUUCAGCUUUCUGGCGACGAUAUCGGAUCUUUGCUGGGCGAUACAUUGCUUCGACGAGCGGAGAAGAGAGCUGCUGAACGAGGCUCGAACCUCAGCAAGUCUUGGGUGCUCAACACCAUAGUCAGUUCGAGAUUGUUGGCUCGUCUAGCUCUCAAGUAUGGCGCUUCGCACAGGGAAACUCCGACGGGUUUCAAAUGGCUCGGACCAGCCGCGUCGCGACUUGAUGAGGCAGGCGACGAAUUCCUGUUUGCUUACGAAGAGGCUUUGGGAUACAUGGUGCUGAACCUGGUGUGGGACAAGGAUGGUCUUUCUGCGCUGCUUUUGCUGGCCGAUUUGGCAUUCGAGCUUCGGCAGGAAGGCAAAACGCUAUUGGAUAGGUUGGAAGAGGUGCACAGAUCAGUGGGAUUGGCCGUCAAUACGCAGAGGACCAUUCGCUUGACGCCUGGAAUGAGCGGUGCAGAGGUGAUGAAGAGGAUCAGGAGCAACUUGCCAAGCAGAUUGGGCGAGCACGAGGUGCUGCUGAUCGAGGAUCUGAAAGAUGCGCCAAAGGCGCAGGAUUGCAGAGAGGGACAAAUGCCGAGGAGCGACGUUGUGAGGUUUUACUUUGAAACGCCCGACAUCAAGAGGGGUACGGCAAGCUUGGAGGAGAUCAGAUUGGGAGCGCCUAGAAUACAAGUGAGUUCAUCCCGAAUGAGUUCCACGUCGCUCUAACUCUACUCACGCCUCGUGAGCUAUGUUCCCGACGCAGGUCCGGCCGAGCGGUACGGAACCAAAGGUAAGCCGUGAAAGGGCAUUUGCGCUUCAAGAAGAGGAUCCGAUGUGCUGACCCGGCGUCAAUGACCACCUUCUUCUAGGUCAAGAUAUACUGCGAAUCUGCUUUGGGUCCUUUACAUCCCGGCGCAGUGUACGCUACGGAACGGGCUCGAAUUGCGAAUCAAUUAGAAGACAUUGUCAAUGUGACCUUUGACUUUCUGCGAGGAUAG